Molecule: messenger RNA, 2373 nt
Organism: Quercus robur (English oak)
Lineage: Eukaryota; Viridiplantae; Streptophyta; Magnoliopsida; Fagales; Fagaceae
Product: diacylglycerol O-acyltransferase 1
Exons: 16
Coding region: 353-1993 (546 amino acids)
Biological process (GO): triglyceride biosynthetic process
Cellular component (GO): chloroplast envelope; endoplasmic reticulum membrane
Molecular function (GO): diacylglycerol O-acyltransferase activity
Source: RefSeq, a predicted model, not a curated record
CACCCAAUUAAGCAAAAGCAGCUGAUUUUUGGAGGACUCGCUACACAGCACACCACCACAACUCUACCCCACCGCUCUUUCCUUCCAUCAUCAUUAUCAUCAUCAUCAUCAUCAUUUUUUUUCUUUUCACAAAAACCCCUACACUUCCCCCACGCAUUCAUUCAUUCAUUUUCGUUCACACUUCUCGAAAUUUCAUCAUCAUAUCAUUCAUUUAUAUGCAGUCAAUGAUAUUUAAUUUUUAACUCUCUCUCUCUCGCUCUCUUUUUCUCUCUGCGUGUAUAAACUUUAUUAAAAUAUCACCUUUUGUGUGAUUUGCCUACCUUAUCUCCGAAACGAUACUGACACUUGUACAAUGGCGAUUUCCGAUACGCCGGAAAGCACCGGCACAACAGCGACUGCAUCGGUCACCACCACCACGACUACGACUACGACGACGACGACGAUCCCUCAGGUCGGCUCGGAUGUUCGAAGGAGGCCUAGCGCCACGGUUGUCAGGGAAGUGUCGGAUUCAACAUCCAAAACCAGCUCACCGGAAUCUUCCGAUAAUUCGGCCGUCAGAGACGACGGGGAGAGCUGCGACGAUGAUAGGAAUCGGAGUACCGCCGUAAUUGAGUCGGCAAAGCCGACUACUAGUGGAAAUGGCAGCGGCGGCGGCGGCGGUGGUGAUAAUAAGAUUGGGAACGUUGACGAUCGCGGAACUGAUUUUGCUGCGGUGAAACUCGCGUAUCGGCCAUCGGCUCCGGCACACCGGAAAAACAAGGAGAGUCCGCUUAGCUCCGACGCUAUCUUCAGACAGAGUCAUGCAGGUCUCUUCAAUCUCUGUAUAGUGGUGCUUGUUGCUGUAAAUAGCAGACUUAUCAUCGAGAAUCUUAUGAAGUAUGGUUGGUUAAUUAGGACUGGUUUUUGGUUUAGUUCAAGAUCGUUGAGUGACUGGCCCCUUUUUAUGUGUUGUCUUACACUGCCAAUAUUCCCAGCUGCCUCUUUUAUUGUGGAAAAGUUAGUACAGCAGAAGUAUAUCUCUGAACCUGUUGUUGUUUUACUUCAUAUAAUCAUCACCACAGCUUCAGUUUUGUAUCCAGUUUUUGUUAUUCUAAGGUGCGAUUCUGCUGUUUUAUCUGGUGUCACGUUGAUGCUCUUUGCCAGCAUUGUAUGGUUAAAAUUAGUGUCUUAUGCACAUACAAGCUAUGAUAUGAGAGCAAUUGCCAAAUCAAAUGAAAAGGGGGAUGUCCUGGCCAGUACUCUGAAUAUGGAUUGUUCUUACUGUGUUGACUUCAAGUGUUUGGCUUACUUCAUGGUUGCCCCAACCUUAUGUUACCAGCCAAGCUAUCCUCGUACUGAAUGCAUUCGGAAGGGUUGGGUGGCUCGUCAACUUGUCAAGUUAAUAAUAUUUACAGGAGUUAUGGGAUUCAUAAUAGAACAAUAUAUUAAUCCUAUUGUCAAGAAUUCACAACAUCCCUUGAAAGGGGACCUUUUAUAUGCCAUAGAGAGGAUUCUGAAGCUUUCAGUUCCAAAUUUAUACGUGUGGCUUUGCAUGUUCUACUGCUUAUUUCACCUCUGGUUAAAUAUACUGGCUGAACUUCUUCAAUUUGGUGAUCGUGAGUUUUACAAAGAUUGGUGGAAUGCAAAAACGGUUGAAGAGUAUUGGAGAAUGUGGAAUAUGCCUGUUCAUAAAUGGAUGAUUCGCCAUAUCUAUUUUCCAUGCUUGCGGAAUGGGAUACCAAAGGGAGUUGCCGUUGUAAUUGCCUUCCUUGUUUCUGCGGUAUUCCAUGAGCUAUGUAUUGCUGUUCCAUGUCACAUAUUCAAGUUUUGGGCAUUUUUUGGAAUUAUGAUUCAGGUUCCCCUGGUUCUGAUAACUAACUACCUGCAGAAUAAGUUCAGAAACUCAAUGGUGGGAAAUAUGAUCUUCUGGUUCAUUUUCUGUAUUCUUGGUCAACCUAUGUGUGUGCUUCUUUACUACCAUGACUUGAUGAACAGAAAGGGGAAGCAUGAAUAAAACUAAUGACCCCCACGUUGUCUUUCUGUGGAUGAGAUUACUCUGGAAGUAAACUGGCUGUAGAUAUGGUGCUUAACAUUGUUCACUGUAGGGUAACCUCAUUUUGCAUCUGACAUGAUAUGCUGAUCUGGUUUAAAUUUCAUUUCAUGCCACUGCUUGCGGGGGAGGGGGGGGGGGGGGGGGGGUGGGGGGGGUUGAUUUCAUCUUGAGCCGUAUACAUUUUCCUCUUGAGAGAGAGGAUUCUUUGUUAAUUCAAAUUGGCUUUUGGAGCAAUUUUGAAGAACAAUGUACUAACAAUGACUAAUGCUACGGACGCUGUACUGGCUUAUUUUGUUGGAUAACUAUUAUAUGGAAAAUUGUAAAUGAUUUUGAGUUCAAAA